GACACUUAAGGUGAGACGCUGACUUACGAUUUUAAUUUAUAAAAUAAUAAAUAAGAUAUACAGGAAGAUAUUUGUUUUGUUAAUUAAAUAAAAUAACAUAUUUAUUUAUUCAAAUAAAAAUAAUUUAAAAAUUGAUCGUUUUCUAUUCGGUAAAGCAUUGAGGGAUAGUUGCAGUCAUAAAAAGGAAAAUUACCUAAUUAUGGCUAGUGACGAUCCUAUUGCAAAUGCACCACUUGCUUCUGUUGAGUUUGAAGUAUUCGGAAAAGUUCAGGGCUGUUACUUUACAAAAUAUACACGUGAUUUAUGUAGAUCACUCGGAAUUGUCGGCUGGGUAAAAAACAGUAAAACCGGUAGUAUUUUAGGAAAAAUGCAAGGACCUAAACCAUAUGUCGAUCAAAUGGCCCAUUGGCUGACGACUGUCGGCAGCCCAGGAUGUCAAAUUCAUCAUACAGAAUUCACGAAUUGGGAAACAAUCAGAAGGACAUCGUACCGAGAUUUUGGAAUACGUUUUUGAUUUUUGAUUUUUACUAUCGAUUAAUUAUUACUUAUAACUCAUCCAUGAAUUAUUUUUUUAAUUUAUUAUUAAUUUAAUAAUUAUUAAUAAUAUAA
Messenger RNA from Microplitis mediator, 609 nucleotides. RefSeq names its product acylphosphatase-2. The transcript is spliced from 3 exons. The record is from RefSeq and is a predicted model, not a curated record. The coding region runs from base 200 to 514 and encodes 104 amino acids. Lineage: Eukaryota; Metazoa; Arthropoda; Insecta; Hymenoptera; Braconidae. Gene Ontology annotation, molecular function: acylphosphatase activity.